AUGUGGGGUUUGAUGUUUGAGGAUAUCAAUCAAUCAGGAGACGGCGGCCUUCAUGGUCAGCUCAUCCGCAACAACGGUUUCCAGGGGCCAGAUCCGGAUCUUAGCGCCUACGGAUCUUUGAACGGCACUUCCCUCGCGAUGGAUGAUACAGUUCCACUUACGGAUGCGAUCCCCCGGACUCUUCGUAUUGAUGUUGAAGCUGGGGCCGCUGGUGAGGCUGGCUUCAUCAACUCUGGGUAUUGGGGUGUGCCUGUUGAUGGCAGCACUUAUUCUCACUCAAUUUACGUCCGUGGAGAGUAUAGCGGUGAUAUGACCUUCUCUCUGAUCGGAAACAGUAGUGGAACUGUCUUCGGCCAGAGCACAUUCCAUGUUGACAGCGUGUCUGACUCGUACACCCUUUUCGAGGCCACAGCGACGACCACAGAGACAAGCGAGACUGACAUUUCAUAUCACUUGACGUUUGAUGCUGGGCUUGUCUCUGGAUCCUCGCUAUGGUUCGCGCUUCCUCAGCUCUAUCCCACCACCUGGAACAACAGAGAAAAUGGGUUGAAACCGUGGAUCGCUGAAACACUUGUCAAUAUCCAAGGGACAUUUCUCCGAUUUCCUGGAGGCAACAACCUUGAGGGCCCUAAUGUAGAAAACCGUUGGAAGUGGAACGAAACUAUUGGCCCACUCGAGAACCGACCAGGACAUCGAGGCACGUGGGGCUACACCAACACAGACGCUUUAGGCCUGCACGAGUACCUCUACUGGUGCGAGGAUAUGGGUUUGGAACCGGUUCUCGCCAUCUAUGCCGGAUACUCUCUCGACGGCACCGCCAUCACUGGCGAUGCACUGCAGCCUUACGUUCAAGAAGUCCUGAACGAACUCGAGUAUGUUCUCGGCGACACAAGCACGACAUACGGUGCUCUCCGCGCUUCAAAUGGCCAAACGGACCCCUGGGACGUCAAAUACGUUGAGAUCGGCAAUGAGGAUUACUUUGCCUGUGACACGUAUCCCGAACGCCUGGCUGUAUUCCAUGACGCCAUCUCUCGGGCUUAUCCAGACCUGCAGUUGAUCGCCUCCACGGAGAACGCUACCUGCUUACCUGACCCCAUUCCUGAAGGUAUCAUACUGGACUUGCACAAUUACAAUUCCCCAGACGGAUUUGUAGAUCUAUUCGGCUUUUUCGACAACAUUGACCGCAGCCAUCUCUACAUGGUUGGCGAAUACGCUCGAGUCAAUAUUGACUGGCCCGACAUGCAGGGAUCUGUUGGAGAGGCUGUGUACAUGAUGGGAAUGGAGCGUAACAGCGACCUGAUCAGGUUUGCCGCUUACGCCCCGUUGCUUCGGCUGGUUGAUAACCAACAGUGGCGACCUGAUUUAAUCUCCUACCACCAAGCUCCUGACGCUAUCUACCUUUCCACAAGCUACUACGUCCAGCAGCUGUUUGCCCAGAACGCCGGUGACACAACACAUGCCGUCACCUCCGACACCGCCUUUGGGCCUUUGUACUGGAGCGCCACAAGUUCGGGUGACACGUACAUCGUGAAGCUCGCAAACUACGGCCAAGACGUUCAAAAUGUAACCAUUGAGAUUGCAGGAAAGACGACUGCCACCCUGUCCAUCUUGGCAAACGAUGACCCGUCAGCCGCCAACUCCGACACUGCUUCUCCUGUCAGUGCUCCCGUGGUAUCGACAGUCACAGCAACUGACGGGGUCUUUUCUUUCUCCGCACCGGCCUGGGCUGUCAUUGUCUUAGCAGCUGAGUAG
This is a messenger RNA of Lasiodiplodia theobromae, 1752 nucleotides long. Its product is annotated as Alpha-N-arabinofuranosidase A. Bases 1 to 1752 code for a protein of 583 amino acids. Gene Ontology annotation, biological process: L-arabinose metabolic process. The record is from RefSeq and is a predicted model, not a curated record. Lineage: Eukaryota; Fungi; Ascomycota; Dothideomycetes; Botryosphaeriales; Botryosphaeriaceae. The transcript has 8 exons. Gene Ontology annotation, molecular function: alpha-L-arabinofuranosidase activity.